Zychaea mexicana is the source of this 1959-nucleotide messenger RNA. Its product is annotated as WD40-repeat-containing domain protein. Gene Ontology annotation, molecular function: protein binding. Bases 1 to 1959 code for a protein of 652 amino acids. The record is from RefSeq and is a predicted model, not a curated record. Lineage: Eukaryota; Fungi; Mucoromycota; Mucoromycetes; Mucorales; Lichtheimiaceae. The transcript has 7 exons.
AUGCUUGCUGCAAGUACUGAACGAGGCCUUGCCGUUAAAUGCAAUCCAGCAACAGGCAGUGUUGAUAAGCAUUUACUUUAUAGUACGGAUGACGGUGUUCCGCUGCGUGUAAAUGCAGUGCAAGUGGAAGGACAACGCAUUUUAUGGGGAUUCAACCCUGGUUACAUCACCAUGACUACACGACCCAAAUCAGUCGUUGGUAGGCAACUGCGAGUGUUUGCCGAAUUCCAUCAGGGUGCAGUUACUGCUUUGGCAUUGCCAGCGUUUGCACCAGAUAUCGCACUAAGUGCAGGUGAGGAUGGCGCAAUUAAAAUUUGGGUGGUUCCUACUGUAUCUUGCGCGAAAACUUUUGUUGGUAUUGUCGACACUCCCACGUGCCUUGAAGUGACCAGGGAUUACCGGAUCGUUGCUGGUUACGCCAAUGGAACUAUUGUUAUCUGGAAUAUUCGUGUGGAUCAGCUUGUGAAGGAUUUCCGAGAACAGCUAAGACGACGCGACGUGGGCGAUCGAACACCGCCAGCAGUCGAAACAACAAAUUCGACGACGAAUAUUUUUGAAUCUCGACGAGUCAUUGCACCAGCAACCGCCGAGACAUCGACACCGGUACAAGCAAUCAAACAUGACUUGACGCAUUAUGGAUCUCACGAGGUAUCAAAGUACAAAAUGACGACCGGUGAACGGACUGGCGUAUAUGGAUGGGGCCAUGAUAUUGGAACAAUUACUUGUAUGGAAUGGGAUGUUGCUCCUCCUACAGAGACUGGGUCUCUCCAGGCUGCUAUGAAGUUGCGUACAAAAAUGGCCGGAGCAACGUCGACGACCUCAACAACAACAAAAGAUCCCCCAUAUAUGGCUCAAGCAGGAGCCUCAAAAAACUCUUCCCAAGUGAUGAUGACACGGUUGCUUGUCACUGGUGAUACGGCAGGCACCGUGUGCAUCUGGGAUGGAGAUGCAACAAGUAUAGACGGACGUAAAGUUAGACCCCUACGUAUUUUGCAUGGACAUUUGGCACCUAUUAGUGCUCUUUUCGUGGAUUCUUUCAAGGUGGUCAGCGGAAGUGACGAUGGUUGGAUUAGGAUUUGGGAUCCACUCACGGGGUCCCUGGUCAAUGUUUUAGGCAAUAAGAUUCCAAAGAAUGCACCUGUGGAUCGUAACGAUGUAAGCGUUAUGCGAGUAACGAAUCUUCACUGCGACGAUUAUCGUGGUGUUGCUACGAUUGGCCAUCAAGUCAAGACAUGGGACUUUUCACCCAACAAGCAAAUGCUGAACAAACGCAACUUGCGACGAAACAAUGUGCGUGUGGGUGCUGGCGAUUCGCGCCAACUCCAUUACGAGAUAAAACAGGAAUGGAAAGAAUCGGCCGAAGCGAUCGAACAAGAACGACAGGAACGAGAACGAGAGGCUAAGGAAUUGAACAAAAUGACAUUGGGUGGAUUAUCGGAUGAAGAAAUGCUUGCAUAUGCCGUGAUGUUGUCGCAAGAACAAAAAGGAGGGGAACAUCAGAACGAUUGCUUUGCGAUUGAAGAAGGAUUCAUCAGCAACAGCAACAGCGGUGGCGGCAGCAGCAGCAGCAAUAACAACAACAGCCUCGCACCAACAACUGACUAUAUCGAUGAAGACGAUGAAGAGUUGAUGAUGGCUAUGAUUGCAAGCUUGGAAAUGUCAUCAACUGGUCAGAACAGUAGUAACGAUGGUGGUAGUAGUAAUAGCAAUACUACAUCAUCCAGCAGUAAUAGCAGCACAUCGUUACCUGAGGACCUCACAGAAUGGCCUACCGUGGCUGAUGGCAAUGAAAACCGAAAAUGGCAAAAGUCAAGCACCGUGCGUUCUCGAAAUAUCUGGAAUGACACCCAAACUCGUAUCACCAGCAAGGCUCAACACAACAGCAACAACGAUAACGAUAACGACGAAAACGAUGAUGAACUGCAAUAUGUGUUGCGUAUGAGUCAGAAGGAAUUUUAA